GCGUCCCGCAGUCGGAGCCGCCGCUCUCGCCGCCGCCGCCGCUUCCCGCGCUCCCGACCCCUGCGGCCGGCCCGGGGCGCGCUCGGUCCGCUGCGGCGCCCGCGGCCAUGGCCACGAAGAUCGACAAGGAGGCCUGCCGCGCGGCGUACAACCUGGUGCGCGACGACGGCUCGGCGGUCAUCUGGGUGACUUUCACAUACGACGGCUCCACCAUCGUGCCCGGGGAGCAGGGAGCGGAGUACCAGGGCUUCGUCCAGCAGUGCACAGAUGACGUCCGGAUGUUUGCCUUCGUGCGCUUCACCACGGGGGACGCCAUGAGCAAGAGGUCCAAGUUCGCCCUCAUCACCUGGAUCGGCGAGAACGUCAGCGGGCUGCAGCGAGCCAAGACGGGCACGGACAAGACCCUGGUGAAGGAGGUUGUACAGAAUUUCGCUAAAGAGUUUGUCAUCAGUGACCGGAAGGAGCUGGAGGAAGACUUCAUCAAGAACGAGCUGAAGAAGGCAGGGGGAGCCAACUACGACGCCCAGGCAGAGUAACCCCGGCCCCCCCUGCCCCUUGCCGCAGUCACCACCUGCCCCCAGAGGAGGGCCGCCAGCUCAGCCUCCAGCCCAGCAGCCCACCAGGGAGAGAGGCCUCCAGAGGCACUGCCCGCCGCCCGCGUCUGCACCCAGUCCCCUUCCCCGCAUCCCUCUCCAACCUGCUAUGUCCUAUCUCACGAAGCUCAUGGAACAUCUUUGUUUUCUUUUCUUUUUUUCUCCCCUCUUUUUUUGUUCCCAAAGAAAAAAUGUAUUUUGAUGCAGGGUCACACACAUCAUCAGGUCUGAGGUGCCUCCUGCAGACACCCUUUCCCCAGUCUUUCUCUGACACGUGACCACGGCCUGCCUGCUCUCAUCACCACGACCUCACGCUGCCCCUGGAGCCCGGGUCGGGGCUGCCACUUUGGUUUUGGGGUGUGCCCUCCUGUUUUCCACUAAGGAGAUGGCUGCGCCACGAGCUGUGCCCGUCCAUUUCCACUCUCCUAAGAACAAACUACUUACACUUUAUCCCAUUAGUCGGCUCAGGCCUCCUAGGAUUUGCUCCUGGGUCCUCACCUCACCCCAGUCAGAGUUGCCUAGGCCACGUGUCCAACACAGACGGUAUUGCUUGGCAGUGAGAAAUUUGGGUCUGGCUUGGAUGGAAUAAGAAGAGAUAAAAUUUGCCUUUAAACUUGCCAGGCAAUGGCAUUACCUCAUGGUGUGGAGUGGCCCAUUCCCACCCUUUGGAUGGAAAUAUUAUGGUAUGGAGAGAGGGACAAAGGUCUGAGGCUCAAGAUUGGCUGGGAGAAGUAUUUUAGGGUUCACUGCAGGGGCUCCCAAAGCGACGAGGAUGUUAGGGACAGAGGCCCAGGGUGGAGAACGGAAUUUAGCAGAACUGAGAACUGGUUACUUACUCUCAGCAAGGCCAUCUGUGUGGGAGGUGGGCGCAGGCCGAGAGCCUGGUGCGUGGCUGAGCUGUGCUUGGAGUGGAAACUCGUGGCUCACUCAAGGGGACCUGAAAGCCUGUGAUUUAACCCGAGCUCUGCACCACAAAUGCAAAGGGAUUUUUUCUUAAUAUAUAUAAAGAAAGAUGAGAUUGGCUUGGCUUUUCAUGAGCAUCUUUUAUAUAGUUAUUUUUCUCUUGUUCCUUGCUCAUUUCAUUUGGGGAGAGGAAAUCUGUACUGUAUUGGGGUGGCGGAGUACAGUUUACAGAAAUAAAUGUGUUUUUUUGGUUUGUUUUUCAAAAAA
Messenger RNA from Choloepus didactylus (southern two-toed sloth), 1763 nucleotides. RefSeq names its product coactosin like F-actin binding protein 1 (gene COTL1). Gene Ontology annotation, biological process: regulation of actin filament polymerization. Gene Ontology annotation, molecular function: actin filament binding. Lineage: Eukaryota; Metazoa; Chordata; Mammalia; Pilosa; Megalonychidae. The transcript has 4 exons. Bases 108 to 536 code for a protein of 142 amino acids. The record is from RefSeq and is a predicted model, not a curated record. Gene Ontology annotation, cellular component: actin filament; site of polarized growth; plasma membrane.